This is a messenger RNA of Nyctereutes procyonoides (raccoon dog), 3378 nucleotides long. It is a transcript of the gene STX1A, whose product is annotated as syntaxin 1A. The transcript has 8 exons. The coding region runs from base 1009 to 1788 and encodes 259 amino acids. Lineage: Eukaryota; Metazoa; Chordata; Mammalia; Carnivora; Canidae. Gene Ontology annotation, cellular component: plasma membrane; endomembrane system; synaptic vesicle. The record is from RefSeq and is a predicted model, not a curated record. Gene Ontology annotation, biological process: exocytosis; intracellular protein transport; synaptic vesicle fusion to presynaptic active zone membrane. Gene Ontology annotation, molecular function: SNARE binding; SNAP receptor activity.
GCUUCGGGGAACACAGCUGGCCGAGGCCCGGGGUGGGGGUUAGUGCCUGGGAUCCCCUGUUGGACCUGGGUCUCACACAGGUUUGUGUGGAGUGGGGCGGCCGUCCUCGGGCCAGCCCUGCCCUCUCCAGGUAAGCCGGGUGGGUGGGUGCUGCCCAGCUCAAAAGGAAGCCUCUCCGCCCAGCCCCUCCCUUUCCUGAGCCUCCCCGGGGGAGCAGAUGGCAGCGCUGAGCCUCAGCACCGUGGGAGGGCAGGCCGGCCAAGCAGGAGGAGCUUCCAGAAAGAGCUAGCAGCCCUGGCACCUGGCCCUGGUACCCCAGAGCUGGGCAUUCUCAGGGCUCCAGGAAGUCACCUUUCUCCUUCCGCACAGGGAGCCUCUGUGUGUCUGCGUUCCACUCUGUCCCCACACAGGUCCCCCUGACCCUGCUGUCCCAAUUCCUGGGGAGGUGUUGAUGACUACACUGCCCUGUGCCAGGCUGACAGCAUGCAGGCCUGAGAUUCCUUCCUCCCAGCCCCGGGGAGUCAGUGACAGCGCUGGGGGCCCAGGCCCAUAACCUGGGCAAGUGCACACUGCUUCUGCUUGCUCACCUCCUCUCGCCGCCGCUGCUCCAGCACCUCUGGAAGGCACCAGCCCACAGAGCCCCAUCAAUGCAAGGGGGAGGGUCCUAGCCGUAGGAGGGCCAGGGGAAGCACUCAGGGAUGGGUUUCUCCAGCAGGGCCUUCCUAUCUGUGGCCCUUCAGCCCCAGUCCACUGGCACCCUCAAGCCCCCACAAGAAAUCUCUCCACAGCCCCUAAAGUGUGUUUGAACCUGAGGCCAGUGCCAAGCUAAGCAGGCGCAGUGCCAGGCCCCUGGAAAAUAAAAUGAGUCUGCAGGGAGCCGGGAGACUGUCCUUGGAAUGCGUGGGAAGGAGAGAGGGGCCACCCAAGGCAGGGCACACAUUCAGGGUGUCCAUCACGCGUUGCCCCUGCCCCCAGACAUUUGUUGGGGAUGGCAGCAUGUGACAUCUUAUGUCUUUAUGUGCAUGUGUGUCUGAGUUCGUGUGUGUCCCUCCUGAUGAGAGUCAGAAGGGGCUACCUGUGGGAACAGAGUCCUAUAAAGAGCGAGAGCAUUCACCUGCUGGAAGACGGGAGACAAAGGAGGAACUGGAGGAGCUCAUGUCUGACAUCAAGAAGACAGCAAACAAAGUUCGUUCCAAGUUAAAGAGCAUCGAGCAGAGCAUCGAGCAGGAAGAAGGCCUCAACCGCUCAUCCGCAGACCUGAGGAUCCGAAAGACACAGCACUCCACGCUGUCCCGCAAGUUUGUGGAGGUCAUGUCCGAGUACAACGCCACACAGUCGGACUACCGCGAGCGCUGCAAGGGCCGCAUCCAAAGGCAGCUGGAGAUCACUGGCCGGACCACAACCAGCGAGGAGCUGGAGGACAUGCUGGAGAGUGGGAACCCCGCCAUCUUUGCUUCCGGAAUCAUCAUGGACUCCAGCAUCUCAAAGCAGGCUCUGAGCGAGAUUGAGACACGGCACAGUGAGAUCAUCAAGCUGGAGAACAGCAUCCGUGAGCUGCAUGACAUGUUCAUGGACAUGGCCAUGCUUGUGGAGAGCCAGGGGGAGAUGAUUGACAGGAUCGAGUACAACGUGGAACAUUCGGUAGACUAUGUGGAGAGGGCUGUGUCUGACACCAAGAAGGCUGUCAAGUACCAGAGCAAGGCACGCCGGAAGAAGAUCAUGAUCAUCAUCUGCUGCGUGAUCCUGGGCAUUGUCAUUGCCUCCACCUUUGGAGGCAUCUUUGGAUAAAAAUCAUCCCACCUGCCACUCUACUCCGGAUGGUCUGCCCUCAGGAGGCCCCCUGGCUGCUGCUGCCUUCUGGCUCGGAGCCCCUUCUUUCCCAUCCUAUCCUGCUCCUUUCUCUGCCAUCGGGCCCUCCAUACCCACCCCACCCUGAGCCGUCGUGUGCAUGAUCUGUGACCGUGUGUGUCUGUACUGAGGAGCCGGUGGGGUGGGGCAGGUCAGCAAAGAACAGACUCAGGCCCUAGCCCAGGCCGCCUCACCCUUCCCAGGUAGCACUGCCCAGGGUAGCCAUGCUCCCCCUCUCCCUGCCUUCUACUCCAGCCUGGGGUCUGCCCUCUCUUGGGACCAGGAUUCUCUCUGGACCCCUACCUUGUCUCCUACCGCCUGGCCCAUCUGCCCUGACCUCUCCAGCUGUCCCAAGUCGAGCCCCCUGAGGGGUGGGGACCAGCUGGCCACAUGGUGCUGCUUUUCAGGUUAGGGGAAGGGUGGCCCUGAGAGACAGCCCAGCUCUAAGCCUCUAACAGCUCAUCACUGCCAGGGAGGCUCAGGGUGCCGUGGCCAGGUGGCUUUUGGCUGUGUCAAGACCGGGCUCCCUCCCCUGCCUAGGGGCAGAGUCCAGCGGGUCUUGGCAUUUCCCCUUCCCAUGUUCUCACAGCCCCAGGAGCAACCCCUUUGGGCUCUCCCUGACCCCAGGUAACAUACUUCCAGAGGCUGUCUGGUGCCUGGUUUCCAGCCACCCUUGGAGCUAGGGAAGCAGAUUGAGCCCAGAGGGCCUCUGCCAUAGCCAAAACCCACACACCCUGGGCCAGCCACUCUUCCCGGCAGGCCUUGGUCAGGUUCUCAAGCCAUCGUGUGUUGCAUGUUUGGGACAGUGGUCCCUGCUCCCUUGUGCUCUGGGAAAUCAGACUUACUUCAGGCCUGCAAUCACAUCCUGCCCUUGCUGUCCUCCACUGACAUGCCACGUGGGUGUCUGGUGUCUGGGAUGCAGUAUUCAGCAGCCAGCCAGGGAGGAGCACCUCCCUCCUCCCCGUCUUGGGGGCUUCUCAAGUCAGAAAUGUGCCCCUGCCCGAGACCCCUCUUCCUCGUUGACAGGCUAGGAGUGUGCAUGCGAGUGCAUGCAGUAGGGGACAGGGCCCCGUCUGUGCCCUGCCUUCCCCUCAGCUCUGCUCCUACCCAGUGACUGUGACCACUGUCCGUUGUUGCCUUCUCUAUCAGCCACUUCCCUCCCCGCCUUCACCCCCUUCACCAAAGGUCUUGGUACAACCAGCUGCCCAUUUUGUGAAAUUUUUAUGUAGAAUAAACAUUUGUAUCUGUACCAUGCCUCUACUGUAGAUUUUUUGCUGCCAGUAUCCUAGCCUUAGAACUUCAGGAUGAAUGUGCACAGCACUAACAGGAAGGAGGGGCCCAGAGGGUCCCUCCUGCUCCCUCAGCCUCCAGAUCCUCCGGCCCCUCCACCCCAGCUUAAAGGCUGAUGCCUGGUCUGUCCCGUGGGCCAUAUCCAUACCCUCCUCCUGCUUUUUCCCAGAAGUCACAAGCGAUCCCCAGAUGCCCCCAGUCUUAGCAUGCUACAGCCCACUAGUAACCGGACAGAAGACA